AUGUCCCACUAUUUGCCUGAUUGCUUGAUACUCGAUAUCCUUUGCAGGCUGCCAGUUGAAAGCCUUUUACGAUUCACCUGUGUAUCAAAGCAAUGGUGUUCACUGAUUUCUUCUCCUGAUUUCAACUCCCUAUACACCACUGUUAAUGCUACAACUCCCCUUCUAGUCCUCCAUCACUUCUCAGUCAAACCAAAGAAACAACAACAUUACUCUGUCUACAAUGAUCCUGAUUCAAAAACCGAAAACCUGACUCUCAUCAAACAACUCAAGUUUCCCUUCAGGUCUAGCUCUGGAAAAGACUUUAGAGUUGUGGGGUUCUGUAACGGCCUGUUUUGCCUUGCUGAUGAUCUUUAUGGGGAUAUAGAUCCUAUCAUUCUCUGGAAUCCCGCUAUUCGCAGAAGCAUCUCCCUUCCUAGUAGGCCUAGGCCUACGUUUCGUUGUGGUCCACUCAGGGUUUUCCUUGGAUUUGGAUUUGAUCACAAAACUUGUGACUUUAAAGUGGUCAGGAUAGCCUAUAUACGAGGAGCUAAUGGUGUUUAUAUGGUGCCUCCAGAAGUUGAGGUCUUUAAAUUGAGUACUGGUUUAUGGAAAACAGUUAACUCAAAGAACAUCAAUGGUAAACUGGAUUUCCUUUAUUCGAGUAUUUACUUAAAUAGUGCUAUCCAUUGGGUUUUCCAUUGUAAGAAUGAAGGUGGGAAAAUAACUAAUAGCUUGUUGGUUUUUGGCCUAAGUGCUGAGACAUUUAGUGAAAUGAGUUUGCCGCAAGAGCUAGCUCAUGUUUGUUUUUUGUCUCUUACUUUGUGUGGGGAAAGGAUUUCUGUGAUUUCGUAUGAAGAAAGUCGCAAUCAUGCUCCAUCAUGUGAUACUUGUGUUGUCUGGGUGAUGAACCAGUACGGUAAACCAGAGUCAUGGAUGAAGGAAUUUAUUGUGGAUUUGAGGGGUGAGAUCACAAAAGCCAUUGGUUUUGUAAGAAAUGGGAAAUUUCUGGCAGUGGAGUAUCCUGGGAAUGUUUUAUCAUAUGAUCCAGAUAGUAGGGAAUUGAAGGAUCUUGAUAUCCAUGGUAUGUAUCAUUCGUUCUUCUUGAGAAAAUAUGUUGAGAGUUUAAUGUUGCUUGAUGGAAAUAGUGGAGCUAUGACUGAUUUUGAACUGAAUUACGAGCUGAACGGUGGAGUCAUUCCAUAUCUUAUGGACACUGUUGCGGAUUUUUUUGGGCUUAGAGGAUGAACCAAUUUGGAAGAGGAAAUAUUAUGUUUUCACUAUUUAUUUCAUCCAGUCUUUGCAUUAUGCACUUUAAUCACUUAAUUCUAACUUUUAGUAGUUGGUAGAAAGAUAGUUGGCAAGAAGUUUAUUGAGUUGUUACAGCUGAACCUUUAUAGUGUUCAUACUAAUGAUGAUUUGAAAGCAUCUAUGAAAUUUUUUGCCCGAUUCUCUCUCAUUUAGCUUUCCAGUGUUUCAUUGAUGUUAUCGUUGAAUUGUUGGUGUUGGAGUACCCUUUUCAGCAGAUAGCAGUCCAUGCUAUUAUACUUUGUUAUCCACUGCGUUGUCUUUAUGAAAGCUUAU
Capsicum annuum is the source of this 1560-nucleotide messenger RNA. RefSeq names its product F-box protein At3g07870-like. Bases 1 to 1224 code for a protein of 407 amino acids. Lineage: Eukaryota; Viridiplantae; Streptophyta; Magnoliopsida; Solanales; Solanaceae. Gene Ontology annotation, molecular function: protein binding. The record is from RefSeq and is a predicted model, not a curated record. The transcript has a single exon.